AUGAUAAAGGUGUUGCAAGAAGCUACUGAGGCAACCUAUGGAUUCAGGCCUAGUUAUAGGAAGGUGUGGAUGAUAAAACAGAAGGCAGUUGUACAGAUAUAUGGGGAUUGGGAAGAUUCAUAUGCCGAGUUGUCCCGUUGGAUCCUUGGGGUGCAAGCCACGAUGGAUGGGACCGUGGCUAUGUUGAAGACUUCUCCGAUAUGCGUUGGUGAGCAUGUUGAUGAGUGUACGGAGUACUUUCAUCGUCUUUUCUGGACAUUCUCUCCAUGCAUUGAGGCAUUCAGACAUUGCAAGCCACUAGUGAGUAUCGACGAAACUCAUUUGUAUGGGAAGUAUGGCGGGACUUUGCUUCUGGCUAUCGCACAAGAUGGAAACUCGAAUAUCUUGCCCGUUGCCUUUGCACUUGUGGAAGGGGAGAAUGCAGAGUCCUGGUCCUUUUUCUUAUCCAAUUUGCGUCAACAUGUGACUCCUCAAGAAGGCAUUCUGGUAAUCUCUGACAGUCACAAUGGCAUUAAGGUUGCAUUGGAAGCACCUGAUAGUGGUUGGCUACCACCUCAUGCAUAUCGAGCGUUUUGCAUUCGACACGUUGCAGCUAAUUUUGCCCUCAGUUUCAAGGGGCAGGAUGCGAGGAGGCUGCUUGUGAAUGCCGCAUAUGCCAAGACUGAGGAAGAGUUUGACUAUUGGUUUGAUAUUAUGAGGACUGAGAAUCCGGGGACAGAGAAUCUGCCGGUCAAUGCACUAGUGAAGUCGACAUAUGGGAGGCUAGAAGAGCUUUUUGUCAUCCAAGGACAGUCAGCAGAGGCUCAGUUGGGAUCUGGCCACCAAUUUUUCCAGGCGCUAGUUAAGGCGAUAGAGCACAACUUGAAGGAUUCGAGGUACUUCACUGUUACUCUGUUUGACAGGCAUUAG
Arachis ipaensis is the source of this 909-nucleotide messenger RNA. RefSeq lists its product as uncharacterized. NCBI's taxonomy places the organism in Eukaryota, Viridiplantae, Streptophyta, Magnoliopsida, Fabales, Fabaceae. The record is from RefSeq and is a predicted model, not a curated record.